Cyprinus carpio (common carp) is the source of this 6671-nucleotide messenger RNA. RefSeq names its product inactive phospholipase C-like protein 1. The transcript is spliced from 8 exons. Gene Ontology annotation, molecular function: phosphatidylinositol-4,5-bisphosphate phospholipase C activity. Bases 576 to 3983 code for a protein of 1135 amino acids. The record is from RefSeq and is a predicted model, not a curated record. Gene Ontology annotation, biological process: lipid metabolic process; intracellular signal transduction. NCBI's taxonomy places the organism in Eukaryota, Metazoa, Chordata, Actinopteri, Cypriniformes, Cyprinidae.
GCCAGUAUUAGUGGCGUUUCUCAUUCUUGACUAACCAAACAACACAGAACACACAGUGAGAUGUGGCGAACAACAUCCAUAACCAGUACUCCGGCGUUUCUUUUUCAUCAUGCUGACACAGAACGCGCACAUUUGGGGUUGUGUUGAUGCUUGAUAUUAUUUGGUGACCCGCAAUCUCUCCGCUCUCUUGCAUAUCUGUGAACAAAUGUGCAUUUUUUGCACGUGUUAGAUACAGAUUGUUUGACGCGCACUGGAUCUAUGAUAGAAGUUAGGAACAGGCGGUGCUUUUUAACUUGUUGCGCGUUGAUGCAAGUGUCCUCUUGCGCAAGAGAAUGAUUCAUGAGCCAGUUAUUAUACAUAUAAUUUGUUCUUCGAGCUGUGUGACUGGCAAAAGUCGCUUUAGGAUGGGCUCAAGCAACGAGAUCCAUUCUCAAUCUGCCGUACAGCCUGCGCAAUUAAGUUAAAUUGGACUACCGGAGCUACCCACAGACCCAUAUCAAGAGUUGGAUGUGGAUGUUCUUGGGUCCAAAUACAGAGUAAAAUAAUACUGAUUUCCCGACCAACUAAUCUUGGAGAUGUCGGAGUCUUACGAGGACGGGGUGUGCGGGGAUGGAGCUCCGGACUUCAUCCCACCGAGAGCGAUUCGAUCAGGCCGGCGGAGUGGACUCAGCGUGCCGCUGGUGGAGCGCGAUGAGACGGCUCUCCUGGAGUCGGUGAAAGCGGCGCCGAGGAGGAGCAGCAUCAUUAAGGAUCCUUCAGUUGCCAAGGUCAGUGGAGGGAGAAAGAAAACUGUUUCCUUCAGCAGUAUGCCAUCAGAAAAGAAGGUGAGCAGUGCUGCAGAUUGCCUUGCCUUCAUGCAGGGUGGCUGCGAGCUAAAGAAGGUGCGACCCAACUCGCGCAUCUACUCAAGAUUCUACACUCUGGAUCCUGAACUGGCCUGCCUCCGUUGGGAACCCUCCAAGAAAGACGGUGACCGAGCUCGACUUGACAUCUCCGCUAUUCGUGAGGUCCGCACAGGGAAAAGCACAGAGACCUUUCUCCACAAUGGUCCAUUGGAUAACCUUGGUGAAGAAGCAGCCUUCUCCAUCAUUCACGGUGAUGAGUAUCAGUCCCUGGACCUGGUUGCUCUCUCUGCCGAUGUGGCCAACAUCUGGGUGACAGGGUUGCGGUACCUGUUGUCUCACCCUGGUUCCAGUGGUGGAGGGGAUGGAGGGGUGGGAGAAGGCAGUACUGGGAGCAAGAUGAGGCAGAACUGGUUGGCGGCAGAGUUUGUUCUCGUUGAUGAAGAUGGACACGGAAUUGUGUCUGAGGACACGGCAGUGGCCACCAUCUGUAAACUCUGCCCUGGCAUUAGGGAAGCAAAGGUGCGAUUGCGCUUUAAGGAGAUUCAGCGGAGCAAAGAGAAGCUAACCUCUCAUGUUACACUGGAAGAAUUCCAGGAGGCCUACUGCGAGUUAUGUACACGACCAGAUGUCUAUUUCCUGCUAGUGCAACUCUCAAAAGACCAAGAGUGCCUUGAUGCCCAAGACCUGCGUCUUUUCCUAGAGACAGAGCAAGGUCUAUCAUUGGCCACCACUGAGGGCUGCUUGGAACUUCUUCGCCGCUUUGAACCCUCUACAGCUGGGCGUGAACGAGGUCUACUGGGCUUGGACGGCUUUACCCGCUACCUACAGUCAGCUGAGUGCCAGUUAUUAGACCCUGAGCACCAGAAUGUGUGCCAGGACAUGAAGAUGCCCCUAUCUCAUUAUUUCAUCAGUGCCUCCUACCGCUCCUACCUGCUGGAUGACCAAGUGCAUGGCCGAGCUGAUCUUGGGGGUCUCAUUCGAGCCCUGCAGGCUGGCUGUCGGUGUCUAGAACUUGGGGUUACCGAUGGGCCAGAAGGGGAGCCAUUAUUGGGUGUAGAGCAUGGUACAGAUGGAAAGCAUCAUCACCAACAUCAUCAUCACCACCACCAUCAUCAUCAUGGUUCUGUUACUCUGCGCAGUGCCCUGGAAGUAGUCAACAAGUAUGCUUUUCUCACCUCCCAGUAUCCUCUGCUGUUGUAUCUAUGCCAGCGUUGCUUACCUUCCCAGCAACGUACUCUUGCACAACACCUAAAAAAAGUUUUUGGACCCAAGCUCUAUACCCCUGAAUCUCUGCCUGUCAGUCUGGGAGGUCGUGCAACCACUUUGCCCUCUCCAGAGCAGCUGAAGGGAAAGGUGCUUCUUGUCGGAAAGAAGCUGCCCCCCGAAGAGGAAGGUUCUGAAGGAGAGGUAUCCGAGGAGGAUGAGGAGAUUGGUGGAGGUGGUCCUCUGGCUGGCAGAAGGAUGACUAUCCCUGGGGAAGAGGAACUAGGGGUGGUCCUCGUUGUUCCCCCACCCCCACAGCCAAGGCGCCUCCGCUUGCGCCGUGAAUUGUCUGAUCUCGUCGCAAUUGCACGUACUGGAAGUCGCAGCUUUUAUGCUCAUCGGACGAGUGCACAGCCAUCCCAACAGCAUUCCCCCCCCUCCACUCCAUCUACACCGGGUACACCUAUGACCCUUGAACCUUCUCACUGGACCCUGUGCUCUCUUGGGGAGGGAGAGGCAGGACGACUGGCCAGUGAGAGCCCAGAAGAGCUGGUGAACUUUACCAAGCGUAAUCUAACUCGUGUGCGGCCCAGCUCUGUAAGGCUAGACUCUAGCAACCCAAACCCACAAGGCUACUGGAAAGGAGGUGUGCAACUGGUGGCACUCAACCAGCAGACACCAGGUGCCAUGCUAGACUUGACCCGUGGCCGUUUUAUGCAGAAUGGUGGGUGUGGGUAUGUUCUUCGUCCAGCAGUCAUGCGAGAGGAGGUUUCUUACUUCAGUGCCCAGUCACAAGGCUGCGUGCCUGGUGUACCACCACAGACACUCAGGGUGAAGGUCAUUAGUGCUCAUAGUCUACCCAAGCCACAAGGCUCUGGUGCCAAAGGUGAGGUCAUUGAUCCAUAUGUGGUGCUGGAGCUGCAUGGAGUGCCUGCAGACUGCACAGAGCAGAGAACUCGCACUGCUGCCCAGAACCAGGAUGACCCACUGUUUGACGAGACCUUCGAAUUCCAGGUGAACAUGCCUGAACUAGCGCUGCUGCGUUUUGUAGUUCUGGAUGAUGAUUAUAUAGGUGACGACUUCAUUGGCCAGUACACCAUCGCUUUUGAGUGUCUACAGCCUGGAUACCGCAAUGUGCCCCUGCUGGGCCUUGCUGGAGACCCUUUGCCCCAUGCCAGCCUGUUUGUCCACAUCGCCAUCACUAACCGCAGAGGUGGGGGAAAGGCUCAGAGACGGGGUCUGUCCGUCAGGAGAGGAGCACGGCGUGGACGAGAGUACGUCACUCUGCGUAACAUGGGAAUCAAAGUGCUGGAUGACACUUUCCGCCCAGCCAGCGGACCUCUGCGAGAGGCUACAGACCUGCGAGAGGAUGCACUGAGCGCCACAGUGGCUUUUAAAGAGCAGUGUGGGCUCCCCCCAAUGGCCACACUGAAGCAGUGCAUCCAGAGCUUAGCCACGAGGCUGCAGAGUCCAGAUGGGUCCCCAAGUGCCACGCUCACUCUGAAGGAAGGUUACCCAUGCCUGGAACCGGUGGGAAACUUGACUGAUGCCACUCGUAAACUGCUAAAUGGUUAUGACAUGAUGAUCUCUGCCAACAAACAGCUGAUAGAAAAUGCAGAUGGAGUGCAUGAGAGAAUCGCACAAGUGCAGAAGGAAGGAAUGGUGUUUCAUGAAGAUCUACCCAGGUUGGGAGAAAAGGAAAAUCUAAAAGGCCGUAAACAAAGUAAAGCUGUGGAAAGUUUCGCUUGGAACAUCACUGUGCUGAAGGGUCAGUGUGACCUCCUGCGUGGUGCUAAGCUAGAUGCUUUGGAUGCGUUGAGGCAGCUGGCUUUGGCCUGUGAGGCGUCCGGCCUGAUCUUGACCUCUGACGGUCACUACACCCCUCACGGUCUGUCCUCCAGACGUGGCAGUAGCCAUGGCAAUGGUCGCAUCUGAGCCCCAGAUACACGCAUAGGCAUUGAGAGAGCAUUUAUUCAUAGGUGAAUGAAUGGUUGAUUGUUGAACAGACAGAAUGACAGGUACAUGUAUAAGUGUCUCAGGUGGACAGAUGCUAGUCAGGACAUUUGUCCUUUAUUAAAGUGGGUGCUUGUUCUAGCUCAGCAUUGACCAGAUGUUAUUUGAGAUCAAAAUAAGGAAUGUUCUUAUCAGGACAUACUGAAUGAAGGACGUAAAAGGAAUUAAAAUGAAUUCCUCAGCGAUAUUAUAUGACUGAUGUCAACAAUGUAGAUUUUGCUGGAUUGAAAAAUGUUCCUGCAAUAUUUAAGAGGACUUUAGUGUUGAACUCCUUGCAGUUCACAGACUAGAAAUGUCCUUUCGAGCAGAAAAAAAAAAAUUAUAGAUCUAAAACUGCAACUAAUGUUGAAUACAGAAGACUCAUUAGUCAUUAGCCCAUAGUUCCUGACAUAACCACCAAAGCAUGAGGUUUAUUUACUCAGGUAAGCACAUCUCAGAAAUGCUUUUAGAAGGUCUUACAUUAGUCUGCAUCAUCUUCAGGGUUGUCUCUUCAUCUGGGCUAUCACUCGAAUUGAUUGACAUGUGAUGCCCACCAGCAGGACAGCACCAUUUCUGCCCCCAAGCCCUAUCCAGUCCAAAGUGUAGGGUAUAUAACUGGUGCCUCUCAGUUGAAGACAACCAAAUCCUCAUCUUCCAGUGACACGGAUCGUCUUCAGCUCAUUAACAAUGCAGAAUGAACUCAAGAAGGCUUUGUUAAAAUACUGCUCAGUGCUCCCUAACUGUGUUAAUUGAACCGGUUACUCAGUGGGACGACAAGUAUCAAUUACACCACAUAUCCAUGUAACACGUACGGAGUUCAGCACCUGGGAUUGGAACAAUGUUACAAAAUAAUGAACUUCAGUUUGGUUGAAAAGUGACUUUAUUUCUAACACACAUUCCUUGGCUUGAUUGGAUGAAGGCUUCCAAUGAGUCCGCUGGCAUGGUCAUCGUCACUUUUUUUGUCGUAACCAAGACAAAAAUGCUACUAAACAUGGCAAGAAUUGCUGCCGGUUGUUUGAUUAAAAAAUAACUAACUAUUAUAAACAGUUUAAGCACUGAGAGGACUAAAGUAAAUAAAAAUCUAAAGUAUGAAAUAUUUUACAACUUUCAUUGUGUAACAUUUGACAGUGUUGUGAUAGACAAGGAAAACAUUGGCAGUGUUUUGUCUACUGCCGUCAAAGACACUUACAAUAGACUAGUUUUUGAAGUUUGCACCUUUUCUUUUCAUGUUAACAGAGUAACAGAAAUUAGAUCUGUGAGACUGGAAAACUAUAUAUAUGUUAUUUUUCUUAUGGUACACAAGUAGAAGUGUUGGUACAUUGUGUGCGUAUGUGAACGAACGUGUGCAAGGGUGCUAAUGUAAAUGUGUGUGAGAAGUUUCAGUGGUACAUGUUUUGAAUGUGACCAGUCUGAUGCCUGAUCGAUUUGGGCAGUUGUUGUUAAACGAAACCCUUACAGUUGGUUGAUGUCAGACAUUUUAUUUUAUAAGACCAAACGAGCAUUUUCACAACAGUGAAUAUGUAGAAAUCUAUAAUGAAUGGGAUGAGAAAAGGAAUAACAUUUCCAGAUAAGGAAAUGUCCUGUUUUAUGUCUUUUACUCUCCUUUUUAACACUUUUACUCUACUUUGUACUGUUCUUUACUGCUUUUAUGUAUUUACUUUUCUCUUCCUUUGUCUGUGCCAUUGUUCUUUUCCUUUUCUCUGUUUUUGACUGAAGGGGGAACAAUUCAUGCCUGUUCUGUCACAGUUUUUGUGCGUGUUCACGUCUGAACUGAAUGUGUACUGAUUCCUAAAGUGUUCCUUAAAGACAAAUUGUUCGCUAAAGAGUGAACAAAAAUGUUUUGUGAAUUAUAGAAGAGAAUUGCAGAUAUUAUAUCUUCAAUUGUCCCCUUUGUAAUGCAUCCGUGCGUUUGUAACGCAUAACCCUUGUUCCUCCGGCCCCUGGACCUGUAACCCAGAGGAUCUGUGUACCUGUAUAGACGCCAAAAUCUAAAUAAUGAAAACCCAUUCACAGUAUUAGCUUUCCGUUUCAGUUGAGAUGGCUCUUGAGACCAAUCAGACAUAUGAAGUAAGUUGUCUCACUUUAGACGGGUACAAUUACUCUUAUGAGCAAUCGGAUACAAAUACAAUGUGUCACUGUCCGUAAGGGGCGAUGACGAGCAAAAUGAACCCCAUUGAGGUGCACUUUAAACUAAAUAGAGCAAUCCAUUUGGACCGGUCUAUUGAUUCCUGCAGUAUUAGGUAGUGGUCAACAUCUCACACGGUGCAAUAUUACUCUGCUGUUUGACGUUAAACAUAAUGACUAGUUUAGUGAGGAGCAUUAAUCCAGCUGUCCUAAUUUGACAUUUCUGUUUUUUUCCCCCGUGUGUGGUUACUGUGCGUUUGUUGUGUCUGCCUUUCCACUGACUCUUAAAAAUGAAAUAUAUUGUUUAAAAUAUUGUUUUGUCGCAUUCUUGUUAGCAGUUGUUGUCCUUGUAUAAAUGGAGAGUAUUUAUUAAAGGUGACAAGCGUGCGUUAAAGUAAACUUCAAAGCUAUGUUGCUUUUAUUUUGAAAUGAUGCUUUGUAUUUUAUAACAUUAACAAGUUGAUGUAACACAGAUGUGCCCCAGACUAAAUAAAGCUCUUUUACUGA